UUCAAUUCGUCCAGAGGUGACAACAAACGUUAUCAGCAUUGGAGAAAAUGGGCACAGCAUUGGCAUCUAAAUCAUUUUGAUAAGAUAAACACUUACAUCAAACCAUCAAAACGCGUUUGCUAUUGGCUCAUAUUAUUUAGUCAUCAAAACUGAAGUUUUAAAAUGCCGAGCAACAAGAUGGACAAAUCGGACAAGCCGGAGAUCAUGGACAACGUCAAAGUGGUUGUGCGAUGUCGCCCGCUGAACCAGAAGGAGAGGAGUAUGGGCCACAAGCAGGCCGUCAGUGUGGAUGAGAACCGAGGRACCAUAACCGUCAACAAAUUAGAGACUACCCACGAACCCCCCAAGACCUUCACGUUUGACACCGUGUUCGGACCAGACAGCAAACAGCUGGACGUUUACAAUCUGACAGCCCGCCCCAUCAUAGACUCAGUAUUAGAGGGUUACAAUGGGACCAUCUUUGCGUACGGACAGACAGGGACAGGAAAGACGUUCACCAUGGAGGGAGUGAGGGCAGUGCCAGAGCUCAGAGGAAUAAUCCCCAACUCCUUUGCUCAUGUGUUCGGCCACAUCGCCAAAGCAGAGGGCGACACCCGGUUCUUAGUUCGCGUGUCUUAUCUGGAGAUUUACAAUGAAGAAGUGAGGGACCUGCUGGGGAAGGACCAGAUGCAGAGGCUGGAGGUGAAGGAGAGGCCAGAUGUGGGCGUUUACAUCAAGGACCUGUCUGGUUAUGUGGUGAACAACGCUGAUGACAUGGACAGGAUUAUGACAAUGGGGCACAAGAACCGCUCGGUUGGCUCCACCAACAUGAAUGAACACAGCUCUCGCUCUCAUGCCAUCUUCACCAUCACCAUCGAGUGCAGUGAGAAGGGUGUGGAUGGAGACCAGCACGUACGCAUGGGAAAACUCCACUUAGUGGAUCUGGCGGGUUCUGAGCGUCAGGGGAAGACGGGAGCGACGGGCCAGCGACUGAAAGAAGCCACUAAGAUCAACCUAUCUCUGUCCACGCUGGGUAACGUCAUCUCAGCCCUGGUGGACGGGAAGAGCACCCACGUCCCCUACAGAAACUCUAAACUCACCCGCCUGCUGCAGGACUCACUGGGGGGAAACUCCAAGACCAUGAUGUGUGCGAACAUCGGCCCAGCGGACUAUAACUACGACGAGACCAUCAGCACGCUGCGUUACGCCAACCGGGCCAGAACAUCAAAGAACAAAGCCCGGAUCAAUGAAGACCCCAAGGAUGCCCUGCUACGGCAGUUCCAGAAGGAGAUCGAAGAGCUUAGGAAGAAACUCCAAGAAGGGGAAGAGAUCUCCGGGUCGGAGGGCAGUGGAUCAGAAGAGAUGGAUGAAGGAGAUGACGAGGGAAGAGAAGGAGGAGAGGGACGAAGGAAGCGGAGAGACAGAGGGAAGAAGAAAGGUUUCUCCUGACAAGAUGGUGGAGAUGCAGGCGAAGAUCGAGGAGGAGAGGAAGGAGCUAGAAGCCAAGCUGGACAUGGAGGAGGGGAGGAAGGAACAAGGCCAGGGCAGAACUGG
Salvelinus sp. IW2-2015 is the source of this 1533-nucleotide messenger RNA. Lineage: Eukaryota; Metazoa; Chordata; Actinopteri; Salmoniformes; Salmonidae. The record is from RefSeq and is a predicted model, not a curated record.